UAUAAAUCUAAUGUCAAUGUAAUUUUUACAGAUUGUGUCCUCAUUCCAUGGAUCCCUGCGAAUUAAGAAAUUUCCUAUCAAGUAUCAGAUAUUUAGAAUUUUUAUUGAAUCCUGCAAUUCAGAUCAUCCAUAUUGAUUUUCUAUUGUCCACUAUCAAAUCUAUUUCCUCAGAAUCCCUAUUAUCUAUACCUUGGCAUCUUUCUCUCAAAAUUUAACGAAAUACAAAAAUAACAGAAACCAAACCAAGAAAGUUCAUUAUUAAUUACAAAAAAAAAAAAAAACCACAAUUUAAUCGUAUUGCUCAUAAAAUUUUAUGAAAAUAUCUCACGAGAAGAUUCCGUUAUAUGGAACAUCUGUUACGUUCAAGGAUUAUACGACUUUCGUGAACCGUAAGCGAAGAAUGAUGAUCGUUGAAACGUGUUCCAAGGUCUACCGGAUGAAAAGUCGGUUUCAAGGCGGCCUGAUACUGUAUGCGGAGGAUCGUGAUGCCGCGGCGAAAUUCUUGCUGAAUGCCAGGUGAAAUGUCAGUCGAUGCACCCACGUGAUUCGCGGCUAGUCAGUUGCCCGUCUGUUCGCCGGUUACAAUAUUAAAAAGCUGUCGCGCUACUCUCGUGCCAACUCGUGCCUGAUUACAAACCGCGUCCACGCAAUAUUUAACAGGAGGAAAUCGGUUGUCGGUCAAAUCAUUGAUAUAUUAUAUACUAUACCGUUAAACGCAUAAUCACCAUUAGGAAUCAUCGCGCGCGUCUUGGCGAGUGUUUGGCUUAUUAUAUAUUUCGCGUACGAGCGAUUAGUCUUUGCUUUCCGUGCUGUAACGAUUGCUCGACUUGUCUUUUUACUCGCGUAAUGUAUAUUUAUUUGUGAUUUUGAAAAAUUAUAUCAGAUUAAAAUGGAGACCAUGGACGAGUGGUUUUGCGAUGAGGAAUCUACACUCGGUUACGACGAGGCUUGCAUCAAUCUACGAACGAACGACAAGGAUUCGAAUGCCUGGCUCUACCUGCUCUCCGCGGAUUGCGCGCUGAAAAUGAUUUCGUUGCAGUGUCCGUAUACUAGAACCAAGCAGAUCGUAUCAAAUUUAUCUUCCAGCGUGAUAGUCGAUACAGUCAGAUCCACGAGUUUCAGAAUUUUGGAUGCUGAAGAUCCUAACGAAUUUAUAUCCGCAAAAAAUACCAGCAACGUGAUCUGCGAGCUAACACCGAACUUGGGACAGUUCGGCGUAUACGAAUUGUCUGUACAGAAUCGAAGCUGUAAUAUAAAAACUCUGAAUACGCCAACUUAUCCUUACACAGAACUUCUCGUCAUUUUUGGAGUAUUGAUACUCGUUCUAUUCGGUCUUUCUGGCUUAAAAUCGUUAUGGAACGUGUGCAAGAAGAAAUGUAUGAAACGUCAAUUGGAUGAAACUGCGAUGAAACAACCCUCGAAACGUCGAGUGAAGGCGAUCGACACGGUUCGAGGAGCGAGUACAUUAUUGAUGAUAUUCGUGAACGAUGGAUCAGGUGGUUAUAGGAUCCUUGGCCAUGCGACUUGGAAUGGAUUACUUCCGGGUGACUUGCUGUUUCCUUGUUUCAUAUGGAUUAUGGGAGUGUGCAUUCCCAUUGCCAUGGCCAGUCAGAUGAAACGCAUGCAACCGAGACAUGUAAUAUUGUAUGGAAUCAUGAAGAGGAGCAUCCUUAUGUUUUUAAUUGGAUUGUCUCUGAAUACUGUGAGCACUGGUCCUCAACUAGAAACUAUUCGCAUAUUUGGUGUUCUCCAACGAUUUGGCAUUACUUAUUUCAUCGUUGCUCUGAUAUACUUCUGCUUGAUGACAAGAAAACCCAAGAAGACACAAUCUCCAAUGUUAAAAGAAGUGCAAGAUUUUCUUCUGCUUCUUCCCCAAUGGUGUGUAAUGCUGGUGAUUGUGGGCGUUCACUGUGUCAUCACAUUCUGCUUGAAAGUUCCAGGAUGUCCCACUGGUUACCUUGGUCCUGGUGGUCUUCACGAUGAUGCGAAAUAUUUUGAUUGCGUGGGUGGAGCAGCGGGUUACAUCGACAGAAUGAUACUCAAAGAACCUCAUUUGCAUCAUUCAGCCACGGUUUAUAAUUCUGGACCGUAUGAUCCUGAAGGAAUUUUGGGUACUCUCACAACGACAUUCCAAGUUUUUCUUGGCCUACACGCUGGCAUAAUAAUGAUGACUUAUAAAGAUUGGAAAGAACGCGUAAUAAGAUGGUUGGCAUGGGCUGCAUUUUUCAGUUGUAUAGGAUGCAUUCUUCAUUUUAGCAAUAUAAUUCCUGUUAACAAGAAGCUAUGGUCAUUAUCAUUCGUAUUCGUGACAACUUCUUUUUCUCUGGCUUUUCUCUCCGCUUGUUACUUACUCGUGGAUGUCAUUAAAGUAUGGAACGGUGGACCUUUUCGAAUUCCUGGCAUGAAUGGUUUACUGUUAUACGUCGGCCACAUGGUAUGCUACCAAAAUUUUCCAUUCCAUUGGAGCAUCGGUAAUAUGGACAGUCGAGCAUUGCGUUUAUGCGAAGCCAUUUGGGGACCUGGAUUAUGGACUAUCAUUGCAUAUAUCAUGCACAGGAAACGCAUUUAUAUCACUCUGUGAUAAUCUACAUUCCAUAUUUUAUUAUUAUUAGAUCAAGAUAAAUUUUGUCAACGAUAUUUUAAAAGAAAACUAUUUUUCAAUUUUUUAUGUAUUUAUUCUUACCUUGAUGAAAGAUUGUAUCAAAGAUAGACAGACUGAUUCGAAAUGAAGAUUAAAAUGAACUUUACAAAUAAUUUAUUUUACACAACUUACAUAAAUAUAGCACAAUGACAGAUUAGAAGGUAACAUGACGGUAUCCAUAAAAAUACAUCUCGCGUCUUAAUUAGAUAAAAUUUCCUCUCGAACGAAAAUGGCAUACAAUGAAAAUCGAAAUUACGACCAUUUAUUUUUUCAACUCUUCUCAAUCUUUAAAAGUUAAAAAUUGGUCAUGUGAUUUAAUAUAGUUAAUAAACAUUAUUAAUCAAUCGUUUGAACGAUCGAUCGAUCUUCCUAAGAAUCUUUAUCCCCUAACAAUGUGCACACAUAUGGGAUUAGGAAUAAAAAGGAAGAAAUAAAACAAAGAAGAUAGUGAAUGGGGGCAAGACGAAACCUUACAUGGGCGACAUGGGAAAGUUCAGGAAAAUAUCCUACGGUAUCGAUGGUCGUCGUGUAAACGAAUCGUUAUGAAUCGUAAACAAAAUAAAAAAUAAAAAAAAAAAA
Messenger RNA from Apis dorsata (giant honeybee), 3220 nucleotides. RefSeq names its product heparan-alpha-glucosaminide N-acetyltransferase-like. Bases 890 to 2581 code for a protein of 563 amino acids. NCBI's taxonomy places the organism in Eukaryota, Metazoa, Arthropoda, Insecta, Hymenoptera, Apidae. The transcript has 12 exons. The record is from RefSeq and is a predicted model, not a curated record.